This is a messenger RNA of Microthlaspi erraticum, 879 nucleotides long. The record is from the annotation of a GenBank genome assembly. NCBI's taxonomy places the organism in Eukaryota, Viridiplantae, Streptophyta, Magnoliopsida, Brassicales, Brassicaceae.
AUGAUCUGCGCGGAAACAAAUCACCAGCGGAUUUCGUUCGCCGGCGACCUCGGCCAAUCCGAUAAAGCACCACCUAUGGAACAACAACAACAACCACCACCAGGACCGGUUCGAAGAGACACAACUCUUUUAGAUUCAUCAAAUCCAGAUUUCGAGUUCCACAUUUCAAGAAACUUCGAUCCUGGAGACUCCGCACCAGCCGACGAGAUAUUCGCCGACGGCAUGAUCCUCCCGGUGCUUCCUUUCCAAGUAACCAACGCAUCAGCCAUGCCAAGACGUCUCUACAAGUACGAGCUCCCUCCUAUCGUCUCCGCUCCUUCCUUAUCAUCAUCUCCCUCCUCAUCCUCUCUUCCUCCUCAUCAGCCAUUGCCAUUGCCCCAACAGCAUUCGAGAAGACACAGCGACAAGGAAACUACAACGGGAAGGGGAAGCGGGAACGGUGGUCGAGGGAGCGGCGCAAACUCGGACUCGGAGGUAGAGAAGUCGUCGAAGUCGUUUUGGAGUUUCAAGCGAAGCUCGAGCCUUAACUGCGAUAUAAAGAAGAGUUUGAUUUGUUCUUUUCCUCGUUUGACAAGAAGCAACUCCACGGGAUCAGUGAUGAAUUCGAAGAGGGCAAUACUUAGGGACAUUAACAAGCAUAGCUCGCAGAGACAUGGAGCCCCACGUCCAAGGGAAAAUCCAUCGUCUCAUUUGUCUUCUCCUUCCUCUGUUUGCUGCUCGUAUCAGUUCAGGCCACAAAAGCACGGAAAGAAUGGCGGCAGAGGAGCAGGAGGAGGAGGAGGAAGCUUUCGGAUUACUCCGGUGAUUGGUGGUCCAUCUCCGUUUGGGUUAGGAUCGAUCUUACGACUUUCGAGAGACAAGAAGGUGAAGAACAAGUAA